Molecule: messenger RNA, 522 nt
Organism: Gallus gallus (chicken)
Lineage: Eukaryota; Metazoa; Chordata; Aves; Galliformes; Phasianidae
Source: the annotation of a RefSeq genome assembly
AUGACUUAUUUUGUGAUUUUUCUUGGGAUUUGUUUUAUGCUGGGGGUUUUAGCUGUGGCGUCUAAUCCUUCGCCGUAUUAUGGGGUGGUGGGGUUGGUGGUAGCGUCUGUGAUAGGAUGUGGGUGGUUAGUGAGUUUGGGUGUUUCUUUUGUUUCCUUGGCGUUAUUUUUGGUGUAUUUAGGGGGGAUGUUGGUGGUUUUUGUUUAUUCUGUGUCAUUAGCUGCGGAUCCUUAUCCUGAGGCUUGGGGGGAUUGGCGGGUGGUGGGGUAUGGGCUAGGUUUUGUCUUGGUGGUUUGAAUGGGGGUGGUUCUGGGAGGGCUCGUUGAUUUUUGAAAGGUGGGGGUAGUUACUGUUGAUGGCGGGGGUGUGUCUUUUGCUCGGUUGGAUUUUAGUGGAGUUGCGGUGUUUUAUUCAUGUGGGGUUGGGUUGUUUUUGGUGGCUGGGUGAGGUUUAUUGUUAGCUUUGUUUGUUGUACUAGAGCUUGUGCGUGGGUUGUCUCGGGGGGCAAUUCGGGCGGUUUAA